Pectinophora gossypiella (pink bollworm) is the source of this 1155-nucleotide messenger RNA. Its product is annotated as macro domain-containing protein RSc0334-like. The transcript has 4 exons. Gene Ontology annotation, molecular function: ADP-ribosylglutamate-[protein] hydrolase activity. Gene Ontology annotation, cellular component: nucleoplasm. Lineage: Eukaryota; Metazoa; Arthropoda; Insecta; Lepidoptera; Gelechiidae. The coding region runs from base 37 to 915 and encodes 292 amino acids. The record is from RefSeq and is a predicted model, not a curated record. Gene Ontology annotation, biological process: peptidyl-glutamate ADP-deribosylation; DNA damage response; purine nucleoside metabolic process.
CAAAAGUUGUGCAAAUGUCAAACGGGUCAAGUGGAAAUGUUAUCGCCGGCAAAACUUGCUUUUAUUUGCAAAUAUUUUCCCUAUUCGAUUUGUACCGGCCUUCAGCAAACACGUUUGUUCGAUAGUCUUGUGAAAAUGACGACUGAGCCUAAGAUGGUGACUGAGAAGAAGCGUAUUUUGGAGUUACCUUUAGAAGAAAAAAGAAAAUUAUACAGAUCACAAGAUUUUCUUAUUGUCGAUAAAGUAGAUCCGUGGUGCAACUAUGUGAUCAGGAAUAAGCAUCUGGCAACAAAAAAACAUACUUUGGAUGACCUCAACGAAUUUAAGAAAAUAACAUUGGACCCCGAAUUGAAUAAGAAAUUAUCUGAAAAGGUGUCUAUUUAUAAGGGAGAUAUAACUAAGUUGGAGGUGGAUGCCAUUGUGAAUGCUGCCAACUCCUUGUUGAGGGCAGGAGGUGGUGUUGAUGGAGCCAUACAUCGUGCUGCUGGACCGCUGCUUCAGCAAGAAUGCAACACUCUUGGUGGAUGUCCUACAGGGCAAGCCAAAGUGACUGGAGGAUAUGACUUGCCUGCUAAAUACGUAAUCCACACAGUAGGCCCUCAAGACGGGUCAGCACCUGCUCUGCAGAAAUGCUACAUAAACAGUCUGGCACAUCACAAAGAGUACAAUAUCCAGACCAUAGCGUUUCCAUGCAUCUCCACGGGAAUAUACGGCUUCCCUAACCGUCUUGCUGCACAUAUCGCGCUACAAAUCGCCAGACAGUUCCUCGAAAAGAACGAAAAAUUCGAACGGAUCAUAUUCUGCACAUUCAUGCCCAUUGAUAUCGACAUCUACGAGACUUUAUUGCAAAUGUAUUUCCCUGUACAGGAAUGGAAUUACAAUGAUGGCGCUUCAGCCACUGAGAAAGGUGAAUAAUGUUUUAAAGACUGUUUUUGGAGUUUGAAAGAAUGAACGCCCACUUUUUAUGUCGCUGCGCGUAAGCCACAGCCACAUGUGCGACUAUGGUUUUAACUGAAAUAAUGACAUAAAUUGUCGCAUCUACUACAUUGACAACUUUCUUACUUUUAUAUAAUAUAUUAUCAUGUAUGUUUUGGUUUUAAACCUUUAUUUGUUAACUUUAGAUAUAAUCAAUAAAAAUAUGUGUAAGUCAUACAA